UGACAUAGCCUAACAAAAGUAACAGUUUUACAUAACUCAAAUACACCUUUUAGUACUUUGAAAACAACAAAGUCUGUCUCAAACUCGUGCAACAUUUUCUGUAGAAAUAAUGUACCAAGUUGAGUAAGAAUCCUUUCAAGAAUUUUUUUGAAUCCUACUUCUUGAACAACCAGUCAGAAAAAUCUGCACAUUCGUUUCGUGAGAGUUUUAUAGAUACUGCUUUGAUAAAACAGUUAUUACGACAGGCAUCGUGCUUAUGCUGAUUUUUCAUUGCAGUGGAGUACUAUUUUCGAAAAUCUUAAAUGAAAUUUUAUUGAUUAGUCCGGGAGCUUCUCUUAUUUUCUGCUUUCAAUAUAUUUCGUUAAAUCAUCUAGAAAUUGUUUCAAUAUCUGUAUGUUUGUUGUUAAUGUUUUCUAGAAUACGUGAAUGUAUCUCCAAAAAGUACGUCAUGCAUUUUUGCGACCUCUGAAGGCUGGUGCCCUUGUCGGUGGCCAGAUUGGCCAACGGCACGCUACGGCACUGUGAGUGUGAUGCUAUCCUGCUAUCCGUAUUUGCUCGGGAGGUGCAAACCCGAUUGGUUGGUACAACACUUUAAAGUAAGGUAAUCCUGGAGGAACCUAGGUUCGGCAUAUUGGAGAUCUUCUUAUGGCGAAUUAGCACUCAGCACUUGCAAGCUGAAAUGCAGACUGAGUCCCACUUCGGUGCAAUACCAGAACGAGAAAGGAUUACAAUAAACCAACAAGGUACCGAGAAAAACGCAUCCCAUUGAACGGGUACGUCAUCGAUGCAGCGCUCAUGUUUCCUACUAACAUCCGGUCGCGGGUAUAAUUAUGAAAAACAACAUGUAUCCUUGAACCACUCCUGUUGAAUAUUCAUCGUUUAAUCAGGGCAAAGUGGGUGCUGUAGUUCAGGUGCAAGUUACACUCUGUCAGUCAGUCUGCAAGUUGACCGGUUAGUCAUGACAUCGAGAACCAUGAAACGAAAGGAUUCAAAAUCACCAGCCGUGAAUCUUCUGCAGGAAUAUUGUUCAAACAGUUCCAUCCAUGGAGUGCGUUACUUCAAUCGCGAGGGCCAGUCCCGUUGCGAAAGUGGCUGGUGGAUUGUAGUGUUUAUUCUUUCGGUUAGCAGUUGUGGUUAUCUCAUAAAUAAAAUCUACCAAAAAUGGGACGAAACGCCUGUUAUAGUGAGUUUUCACGAAAAAACUACACCGGUGUGGAAAAUUCCAUUUCCAGCGGUGACAAUCUGUCCACGGACUAAGUGGACAAGUAGCUGGCUUAACUUUUCCGAAGAAUUCCAAACCAUGAAAGAAUAUGGAUUUAAUACUACGAAAAGAAUGGAUGAGAUGUUGACUCUAAUGCAACUCUGUGACAGGACGUUUAUGACGCUAAACGAAUAUAGCUUUUCUCAAUUGCCCAACAAAACCACUAACAAUACCUAUGCCGAACUAAUAAAAUCUACACCGAUACCACUGGAUAUGAAUGAUUUCAUUUGUUAUUUUGGAGGAGAGCUGAACGACUUUGAGUUUUUAUUCAGCACCACACUUACCGAAGAAGGUGUAUGCUACACGUUCAAUGGUCUUGCAGCUGAAGAUCUGCUCACUGUCAAAAUGGAUACCGAUUUGUUGGGAAAUGUGCGAUCCCCACAUUGGACCCUGGACAGCGGCUAUUCGAGCAAAGCCAAUCUUACUUCAUAUCCAUAUCGCAGCAUUGGACCAGGUGCACUGGCUGGUCUCUCGAUAAUGCUCAUAUCCCAAGAGAAAAAUCUGGAAUACAUGUGCAAUGGACCCGUUCAGGGAUAUAAGGUCCUUCUACAUUCUCCUGCAGACUAUCCUCAAAUGACCAAUCGAUACAUUCACAUCCCUCUGGAUGAAGAAGUGAUGAUCGCCGUCAAGCCACAGAUGAUUCAAAAUUCUCGUACACUGGAAUAUUACCCACCCAAAAAGAGGCAGUGCUAUCUCAGUCGUGAUAGAAACCUACGAUUUUUCCGCGUUUACACUCAGGAUAAUUGUAACCUUGAGUGCUUGACAAACUUCACACUUCAGCGUUGUGGGUGUGUCCGAUUCUCGAUGAUUCGCAGCGAAGAUAUGCCGGUAUGCGAGACCAAUAAAAUAAUUUGCAUGCGAGAUGCGGAAACGGAAUUACUGGAAAUGGGAGUGUUGGACGACGAUAAUGAAUCCAACUUCCACACCGAAUGCGAUUGCAUGCCGGCCUGCACUUCGGUGGACUACGAUGUUGAAAUUACGCAGAACGAGUUUGAAGUAGUGGAAUGGGGUAUGGCUAACGGAGAAUCCAGGAAGGAGUUGGAGGGGCUGUACGUAGCUCAUCUUAAAAUCUACUACAAGAACGCCCAGAUAAUGAAGCAGAAGCGUAGCGAGUUGUACGGAAUAACGGACUUCCUAGCGAACUGCGGAGGAUUAUUAGGACUUUGCCUGGGAGUUAGUCUGCUAAGUUUGGUGGAGCUUUGCUACUACUGUUCUGUGCGACCGGUAAUGUUGUGGAAGAAAUGGAGCCAAGUACCACCGAAAACGGAGAAUAAUGGCCUGCCUGAAGUGUGUUUGCUUUCAGCUGCGGAAGUCAGGAAGCAAGAUGUCAGAGUUUCGGGAAUAUAUUAAAAGUCAUAAUUUCAAUAAUUCCAACACUACAGGAACCGGUAUACUAUAUAUGUCACAAAGAUUUGCAUGUAACUGUCAGUUGUACGUAAAAGGUUUUUUUCAUUAUUCGCUUCCUAAUAUAAAAUCUCUAAAUAUGAACAAGCCAAGAGUAUUUUUUUCGAAUAAUUUUCUUUUCUAUUUCAUUUUUAUUUUCUAUUGAGAGAGAUGAUCCUCUAUCAUCCGAAGAGAAGAUAAAGAAAGAGCUUAUUUGCGGAAAAAAAAUCACUAGAUCAUAAACUGAUAAAAUGAUUGUUCAAUUUCCUAGUAACAUUUUCCUGAAGAAAAGAUACUUGGAGGAUCCAAUAGACCCGUUCACUUAAUUUUCAUUAUUUCAUAGUUAUUGAUAAAAAAUACAACAUUUAACGUUUAAUAAUGUGCUGCCCAAUUAUUUCAUGGCUUCUUGGUACUCUGAGCAACAUUACACCACAGACAAACGAAUGUAACACUCCUCUCUAUUGCC
Molecule: messenger RNA, 3110 nt
Organism: Aedes aegypti (yellow fever mosquito)
Lineage: Eukaryota; Metazoa; Arthropoda; Insecta; Diptera; Culicidae
Product: pickpocket protein 28
Exons: 3
Coding region: 959-2611 (550 amino acids)
Biological process (GO): sodium ion transmembrane transport
Cellular component (GO): membrane
Molecular function (GO): ligand-gated sodium channel activity
Source: RefSeq, a predicted model, not a curated record